CAGGGACGCAGGCGGAGCCUUUCCCAGCGGCGCAGCCAUAUCUUUCCCCAGUGAACACCUAGAUGGAUUUCCAAUAUCGCGCCUGGCACGUUCGGGAGGGAGCCUCGGGCUCCUUGCGUGCUCCCAGCCGCGCGUCCUCCUUUCUGCAGUCUAUAUUCCUCUGGGAGACGCAGGGGGCUGUGGGCACUACAAGCUUUAUUAAGAGAUUCGCAAUGGUUUACUCGGGCCCCUAAAUCACUCCCGCCCGCGAAGAGCUGCCUGCGGUGCUGUAACGCAGAAUCUCCUAACGCACGUUUUUUUGUCCUUCCUCCUCUUAACACGGCUCAGGGUCAGUUUCAGCGACUCUAAGAGUAUCUGCGUGGGCGCCUGUGCGGGGGUCCGGCCGAAAGAAAGGAGUUGGACUGCGAGAAGAACGUCACCGUGCCACCAGACCGCACAGGCACUUUGCACGGGCCAUCUACGCGUCGGUCUGGAGGUAGCGCGCCCUGGCCCCAGCCCGGGCAGCUGCGGCGAAGGCGGCGGCAGCAGGGGCCCCGGGGCCGGCGCUGCGGACGGCAUGGAGGAGCCGGGGCGAAAUGCGUCCCAGAACGGGACCUUGAGCGAGGGCCAGGGCAGCGCCAUCCUCAUCUCUUUCAUCUACUCCGUGGUGUGCCUGGUGGGGCUGUGUGGUAACUCCAUGGUCAUCUACGUGAUCCUCCGCUACGCCAAAAUGAAGACGGCCACCAACAUCUACAUCCUGAACCUGGCCAUCGCAGAUGAGCUGCUCAUGCUCAGUGUGCCAUUCCUGGUCACCUCCACGUUGCUUCGCCACUGGCCCUUCGGCGCGCUGCUCUGCCGCCUCGUGCUCAGCGUGGACGCAGUCAACAUGUUCACCAGCAUCUACUGUCUGACUGUGCUUAGCGUGGACCGGUACGUGGCCGUAGUGCACCCCAUCAAGGCAGCACGCUACCGCCGGCCCACCGUGGCCAAGGUAGUGAAUCUGGGCGUUUGGGUGCUAUCGCUGCUUGUCAUUCUGCCCAUUGUGGUCUUCUCGCGCACAGCGGCCAACAGUGAUGGCACGGUGGCCUGCAACAUGCUCAUGCCUGAGCCCGCUCAGCGCUGGCUCGUGGGCUUCGUGUUGUACACAUUUCUCAUGGGCUUCCUGCUGCCCGUCGGGGCCAUCUGCCUGUGCUACGUGCUCAUCAUCGCCAAAAUGCGCAUGGUGGCCCUCAAGGCCGGCUGGCAGCAGCGCAAGCGCUCAGAGCGCAAGAUCACCCUAAUGGUGAUGAUGGUGGUGAUGGUGUUUGUCAUCUGCUGGAUGCCUUUCUAUGUAGUGCAGUUGGUCAACGUGUUUGCGGAGCAGGACGACGCCACGGUGAGCCAGCUGUCGGUCAUCCUGGGCUACGCCAACAGCUGCGCCAAUCCCAUCCUCUAUGGCUUCCUUUCGGACAACUUCAAGCGCUCCUUCCAGCGCAUCCUGUGCCUCAGCUGGAUGGACAACGCCGCCGAGGAGCCUGUCGACUACUACGCUACGGCCCUCAAAAGCCGCGCUUACAGCGUGGAGGACUUCCAGCCGGAGAACCUCGAGUCCGGAGGCGGUGUCUUCCGUAAUGGCACCUGCACGUCUCGGAUCACGACUCUCUGAGCCUUGGCCGCGCAAGGACCCUGCGCAAGGCAGGAGGAGGAAAAUGAGGAGGAAGGGAGGCCGGGUGCUAGAGGUGAAAGUAUCCCAGGCGUCUGGGUGCGGUGGGGCAAAGUGGGGCUAAGACACUGUGUGCGAGUGGGGCGGAGCGACCCGGGAAAGUCGCGCGACCAAGGUGGAAUUGGGCACUUUGCUUAUAAAUUGGGAAGGCUUGCUGGCCCCUUUCUCCUCGUCUGCUACUUUCGCUCCCUCCUCCACUGCGCUUGCACUUCUGCGCCCCGCUAUGCGCCCCACUCUGUAACUUCGAUCUUUCCUUCCGCCCCGUCCUGCAGGUGCAGAUCAUGAACUCAUAAACGUCGUCAACUCAGCCUGACCCUCCGCCCGGCCAGCCGUCAUUUUUGUUUGAGCUGAGCCGCAGUUACCGCCACGGGUUUCCCACGGGGUGAGUCCCCGACUCGCCCUCAGCCCCUCCCUGCCGCGCCCCUCCGCUCGCCAGAUUCUGCCUGGUGCCCCUAGCGGAGUCUGGAGAAUCGCCGCUCUCUGGGCUCAGUUCUGUUUGAAGGAGGACUCGGGAAUGAACUAGGCAGUUGGUCUUUUCUCCUACUCUCGGGUGAAGUCGUGCCCUCCCAAGAACCCUUUCACCGCUCGCACUCCACCCGGGGCGGAGCCAGGUGCUUAGUAAAAUCGGUCCCGCGCUUCGAACCCCAGGCAUUCUGCAGUCCCCAUCCAAACCCCGCUCCGGAGCAAAAAGGAACGGACAACAAGCGACCCAGGAGUUUUCAGCAGAUUCCAGGGUUUGGCGGGGAAAGGGUUGUAAUAGAAACCACCCCUUUUUCGGGCUCCCAACCAGCGCUUUUGAUUUCAAAGACCAAACGCUGGGCACUCCCGGGACGACGGCGGUCUGUGUUGCCCCCCUAAGGCAGGGCGCACUUUCCCCGGGGCCGCCUGGGAGUCUGCCGCUGCGCGAGGAUUGCUCCCUCCCCUAAGCCGCAGGCGGCGCAGCUGUGAGAGCAACAGCAGACUUGGUUUCCUGCUCCGGCUUAUCUCGGAGACCAGGCGCCGCGGCCGGGACCUCCGUGGCGCCUUUUGAGCCUUGGCCAAUCCCGAGCGCGCUGCUGCCGCCCGCAGGCUAAAUAGUGCGGCCUGCCUGGCCCCUGAAGGUUGCUGCCUUUCAAGCGGUGCCUAAUAAGUUAUUUUCUUGUUUAACAUAUUUAUUUAUUUAUUUAUUUGUGAUGUUUGGAAAGGUGUCUCUGCUUUGCUUUUCUCUACUUGCCUAGCCCAGGCCCUUUCCUUCAGGACACUGGGGAUGGGGAUCGAGGUGACAGUGGGGGGAGGCUUUCUCCCCAAAGACCCCUCAAAACCUGUCCUCUUUGUUGGGCCCCCCCCCUUUUUUUAUCCUUCUAUUUUUGCUUGUAUUCAGUGAAAAUUGGAGAUUCUCUUAUACUUUUUCUUAUGUAGUCUCUUGUUUGUCUUAAUAGUAAAUACAUAAAUACAUAAAUGAUAACGUGGGUCAGCCACCUCCCUCCCGUGCAGAGUGGAAUGUCCUGAAUUCCUUUCAACAUCACCUUAUGUAUGCUUUUAUUUUUAUAUAUAUAUAUUUGUACCCAUGCCAUCUAUUUAUCUUGCUCGGUCGUCAUGAGUCCGUGAAACAAUGCGAGGCUGGCUGGAGCACUUUCAGAUAUGGGCGUUCCAGGGACACUCAAGCCUGGAGCUGAGAAAUCUGAUGCAGACCAAUUGUAAUCAGUGCCUAGAACGUCCCUGUUUAUGUCCCUGCUUCUUCUAGGUUCCGGCAUAGACGAUUCUGAUAGACAAUCUAGUUAACAUUGUCACUUCUUUCAAACACAUUGAAAGUAGAGUCAUUUGUGUCUGUGUUUAACCUUACCAAUUACAUUGGAAGCCUGAGCAGGGCAAGGACCAAUAAUUUUACUUCUUUGUAUUUCCUGUAUUGCUUUAGUAUGCUGGCAUGUACAUAGUAGGCACUAAAUACAUGUUUGUUGGUUGAUUGUUUAAGUAAGCCAGAGUGUCUUACAACCCUGGGGAGAUACUGUCUGGGGCUGUCAGGUUCUCUCAUUGACAUGAUACACAAUGGUUGAAAUCAUGGAAAAAGAUGUUUUGUGUAAUAUUUGCUUCAAGAACAUUGUGCUUUCCUGAAAGCAGUAACCAAGAGUUAAAAUGUCUCUAACAUUUUGUUUAAACUAAGGAACAAAUAUAUGCUUUGGUUAUACAUCAUAAAGUUUAGAUCUGUCCCUUGAUAAUAAUAUAUAUUAUUACUCCUUUGGAAAAUAGAUUUUUAAUGGUUAAGAACAAUGAAAUUCACAAAUCUUAAACACUAUCCUCUUGAGAGGAUACAAAUCUAGUGCUCUUAACCUGUUACCAUUGUAAUAUGAACUAAAUAAACAAAUAUAUUAUGUUG
This is a messenger RNA of Mustela erminea (ermine), 4034 nucleotides long. It is a transcript of the gene SSTR1, whose product is annotated as somatostatin receptor 1. Gene Ontology annotation, biological process: neuropeptide signaling pathway; cellular response to estradiol stimulus. Gene Ontology annotation, molecular function: somatostatin receptor activity; neuropeptide binding. Lineage: Eukaryota; Metazoa; Chordata; Mammalia; Carnivora; Mustelidae. Gene Ontology annotation, cellular component: neuron projection; membrane. The record is from RefSeq and is a predicted model, not a curated record. The transcript has 2 exons. Bases 557 to 1624 code for a protein of 355 amino acids.